CUCUCCCCGUUUUCUCCUCUUCUCCUUUUGGGUGCACAAAGAAGGUUCGGUCGCGAAGCACUCGCCGGAGCCUGCUCUUGGUAGGCGUGCUCCGACCCGGUUCCAGCCAUGUCUAGGCGUCACGGCUGGGAACUCCCCGCUGAUCCCUCCCAGGUGGUGGCGAUAACAGGUUUUAUUUUGCUAUCUGGGGCAUUUUAUGCCUUCUUUGCUCCCUUUCUUGGAAAGGAGGACAUACACGAAUAUGUCGCGCUCGGUGUUUAUUCAUUGUUGGCUCUCUCCGUAUUUAUACUGUAUGUCCGAUGCACUGCCAUCGAUCCUUCUGACCCUGGGAUCUUGGGAACUUCAGCGUACAUAUCACAUAGCGGAACUGAUUUAGCUGGAAAUACUGUUUCAGUGGAAGAGUCUGGCGAAGCAGGUCUGAGGAAUGGAGAAGAAUCUGGUAGUCAUAAUGCAAGUUGCUAUUCGAUGUUGGGGGGUUUUUUCUGUGGCUUCCUUGUCAAGGAAGAUUGCUGCAAGGAUGAAGAUCAUUUGGAGGAAGAAACAGGAGACGAGGAUGGUUUAUAUUGCACUUUAUGCAAGGCCGACGUACGCAAGUUUAGCAAACACUGCAGAAAAUGUGACAAAUGUGUUGAUGGAUUUGAUCAUCAUUGUCGAUGGUUGACUAAUUGUGUGGGAAGGAAAAACUAUGUCACCUUUGUGUGUCUCAUGGCUGUAAGCCUUAUUUGGCUUGUUGUUGAAUUUGGUGUGGGAGUUGCUGUCCUUGUCCGGUGCUUCGUUGAUAGAAAGGGCACUGAAGAUCAGAUAAUUGACAAGCUUGGAGUUCGAUUCACACGGAUUCCCAUUGUCAUUGUGGUGACCCUAUGUAUUGCUGUUUCUUGUCUGGCCACUGUCCAUCUUGGAGAUUUAUUCAUCUUUCACAUGAUUUUAAUUAGAAAGGGUAUAACGACAUAUGAGUAUGUAGUUGCAAUGAGAACACAGAGUGAAGCACCUGGACCAUCUGAAGGAGGUGAUCUGCAGAGUCUUAACCAGAUGGAGCUAGAAUCUUUGUUGUGGACCAUGCUGACUGUUUUGGCUGAAUAUAUUUCCCCUUGUUUCGUUAAGCAGGAUGAAAUCAUUCCACACUUGGAGCCAGGAUGCCUCCCCUCGACAACUGAUCCAGAUGCUACACAACCUUCAGACAAGGGGAGAAAGAUGCCCCAACGAUCUGUUCGCAUAAGUGCAUGGAAGCUUGCAAAGUUAGACUCUAAGGAGGCAAUUGACGCAGGUGCUAAAGCGAGAGCAUCUUCGUCCGUUCUACAUCCCGUAAGUUCUCGACAUCAUCCAUAUAAUGCUGACCACUUAUCCAGCAGCAACAUAAGUGGAAGAAGUAGCCUGGUCACUUCUGACUUAGGGUUUCACGAUAGAAAUGCUAGAGCAGGGAUGUCACGAGCCAAAAGUUCAUAUCGACUGAGCCGGACUAGUAGGGAAGAUACCGAAACCUGUGGUCACAGCCUUAGCAACAUGAGCAGUCCUCACCUCUCUAAUCUAACCACUUCUCCUUUUGACAAUCGAAUUGCGAACCGAGAUCACUUCAACCCAAUAUAUCGGUCAUCAGCAUCCCAGUCUCCACGGUCGGCCAAACAAAGUGAAGGAAAUGAAAAUUCUCUCCACAUGAAUGUGCCCCAGCAUCCUGGUAGGAAAAACUUGGGUGCAGCCGAGAGCACUAAAUCUUCGGUGUAUGGGGAUCGAGAACUAGAAGCAGGGGGGUUCAUAUCAUUGUCUAAAGGUGUUGGCUCGUCACAGAUACCAGGGUCCAAGCUUGUAUACACUGGUCGAUCCAUAUUCUUCGACGGCCCUAUCGUGAAUGAACAACCAAACAGAGGAAUGGGGAGUGGGAUUGUGGCUCCUAACUGGGAAAGAGGGUCAACAUCAAAUUAUUAUCAGCAGGGUAGAUCCCAGAGGGGUGGUCAACUACCUGUUUUUCUUCCGAGUGAUAACCAACGAUUGUCUCAGUUCCCUUGAAUGCUUAGAUGAGCACCUUGUUUGAGCGUAGAAUUAGAGCAGACACAUCAUCUUCGACUCCACUCCACUUCCUUGUGCAGGUUUUAGGUGAUUAGUUGGUCUGUGUACUUAAUUGUUCGAAAUGCUCUCUCUCAUCCAUUCUAUUAAAAGCUGCAGUUUCCCUUUCAAGCUUCUACGGGUAUAUAUCUUCGAUUGACAAAGCAAUCUUGAAUUUGUAAGACUUUAUACUACAUUCUAUAGUUCCAAGUUGGCUUGUAAGACUUUUAUACUACGUUCUAUAGUUGCAAGUUGGCUCAUCCAAUGAAA
Messenger RNA from Eucalyptus grandis, 2307 nucleotides. RefSeq names its product protein S-acyltransferase 21-like. Gene Ontology annotation, molecular function: protein-cysteine S-palmitoyltransferase activity. Gene Ontology annotation, biological process: peptidyl-L-cysteine S-palmitoylation; protein targeting to membrane. The record is from RefSeq and is a predicted model, not a curated record. NCBI's taxonomy places the organism in Eukaryota, Viridiplantae, Streptophyta, Magnoliopsida, Myrtales, Myrtaceae. Gene Ontology annotation, cellular component: Golgi apparatus; endoplasmic reticulum. The coding region runs from base 109 to 2001 and encodes 630 amino acids. The transcript has 10 exons.